GGGCCCUUCUACAUACAAUAUACACAAAAUCCAACACAACACACACGAUCUUCCGGUUCAUCUGCCUCAAACUCAAACUCAAACUCAAAGACUUUAGUUACAGAGUUCGUACCGCCGACUCACUCAGGACCCUACGUAGCAACUCUUUUAUGGCUGAUUCUAAAUCCGCUGGUAUACGAUAUGCCCCAGAAGAUCCCUCGCUUCCUAAACCAUGGAGAGGCCUGGUUGAUGGUAAGACUGGAUAUAUUUACUAUUGGAAUCCAGAGACCAAGGUUACUCAAUAUCAGAAGCCUAGCUGUUCACAAAUAAAACCAGAUUCACCAAAUAAUAGUGUAUCGGAGUCUUUAUGCUCAUCAGUUCAAGUUCAACAGUCCUCACAAGUACUGAAUCAGGAAAUCGCUGCCAAUGAUGAUGACGAUAAAAAUGGUAGAGGCAGCGGUGGUAGACCAAAGUUUGAUCCUGGUGAAAAAAAUGAUCAGGGUGACAGGAAAGAAGCAGACCAACCCAAUAUCCCACAUGAUUCAGGUGGUUCACGGGAGGGUAGGUCUUCUGACCGAGUUGAGGUGUUGCCAGCUGUCCGAAGUGGUCCAUCUGCUGAGUCUUAUCGCCGCCAGCAUGAAAUAACUGUUACUGGAGACAAUGUGCCCCCACCGUUCACAUCAUUUCAAGCAAUUGGCUUACCUUCAGAGAUACUCCGAGAGGUACUAAAGGCUGGGUUUUCUCAUCCUACUCCUAUACAGGCGCAAUCAUGGUCUAUUGCUUUUCAAAGUAGGGACAUUGUAGCCAUUGCUAAGACUGGUUCAGGGAAAACCUUGGGAUACUUGUUACCGGCCUUUAGGCAUCUCAUGCGAUGUCGUAACAAUCCUCAGUUGGGUCCCACAGUUUUGGUCUUGUCACCAACAAGGGAAUUGGCAACCCAAAUUCAAGAUGAAGCUGUGAAGUUUGGGGGCUCAUCAAAAAUAUCAAGCACGUGUUUGUACGGAGGAGCACCAAAGGGUCCCCAACUGAGAGACUUAGACAGAGGAACACAUAUUGUUGUUGCUACUCCAGGCCGUUUGAAUGAUAUCCUGCAGAUGGGACGAGUCAACCUAGGCCAGAUUUCAUACAUGGUUCUGGAUGAGGCAGAUCGGAUGCUGGACAUGGGGUUUGAGCCACAGAUAAGAAAAAUUGUAAAAGAGAUCCCUGCACGCAGGCAGACCCUCAUGUACACUGCUACAUGGCCGAAGGAGGUGCGGAAAAUUGCAGCUGAUUUGUUGGUUAAACCAGUUCAAGUUAACAUUGGCAAUGUUGAUGAACUUGUCGCAAACAAAUCUAUUACACAGCAUGUGGAAAUUAUUUCAUCGAUGGAAAAACAAAGAAGGGUAGAGCAGAUAGUGAGAUCUCAAGAACCAGGCUCUAAAAUCAUCAUAUUCUGUUCAACAAAGAGGAUGUGUGAUCAGCUUUCACGGAAUUUAAGUCACCAGUUUGGAGCCGCAGCAAUUCACGGAGAUAAAAAUCAGAGUGAGAGAGACCAUGUACUUAACCAGUUCCGCACAGGCAAGUCACCAAUUCUUGUUGCCACUGAUGUGGCAGCUCGUGGUUUGGACGUCAAGGAUAUAAGGGUGGUGGUCAACUAUGACUUCCCUACAGGAAUUGAGGAUUAUGUUCAUAGAAUUGGAAGAACAGGCAGAGCUGGUUCCACAGGAGUGGCUCAUACAUUUUUCAAUGAUCAGGAUGCGAAGCAUGCUUCAGACCUUAUCAAAAUUUUGGAAGGAGCAAAUCAACGAGUUCCGGAUGAAAUCCGAGAUAUGGCUUCACGUGGUGGAUUUGGAAAUUCUAGGAGCCGUUGGGGCUCAGGUAGGGGUUAUGAUUCAGGAUAUGGAGGAAGGGAUGGUGUUGCUCGUGGUUCUGAGAGAGAGUCACAGGAUAGUGACAAGUAUGGCAGCGGUGGAUAUGACGUUGAUGCUCCAGGCAGCUAUCAUGCAAAGAGCUUUCACCAAAGCAUGAUUCAAGAUCUGGACAAGCAAAGAAGUCGAAGCAGAAGCCCUGACAAGGGUGGCUAUGAUGCAAACACUCUUCCUGGAAGCUAUCAAGCCAAGAGCUUCCAUGAAAGCAUGGUUUCUCGUCCAGAGAAGCGAAGUAGUAGAAGCCCUAAUGGGAGUGGCUCAGGAGAUCGUGGGCGAAGCCGUAGCCGCAGUAGAAGUGUUGACCGUUUUGACAGUUCCUCACAAGGACAAGAGCGCUCUCCAACGCGUAGUUUCCAUAGAGCCAUGAUGGAACGAUCUUGAUAACUAGUCACUUGAAAUCAGAGUGAAGAGGGGACAAGGAAAAGCAAUGAAGGUAUCUUUGGUAGUUUCUCAGUUUGGGGUAUAGUUUUUGCUCUAGUGGUGCUGUUAAUAUGCAAGUUCCAGACUCUCUAUGUAGGGGAAUUUCAAGUGUUGAUUAGAUUCCUGUGGCAGCUUUGUUGAUAUUUAUCAAGUAGUAGGUCAAGUUUUGGACUUUUUUGGCUGAUAUUAUUACUGAUGUGCCCUCUUUUGAAAGAUCAACAGAAGUGAAAUUUCCUGGUGUUGUAUCUGAUUCUCCUUAUUCAAAUGGGUUUUUGCCCAGCAGAUAAUGCAUUUCUGUGGACUAUACCACUUGUGUGACAUAA
This is a messenger RNA of Daucus carota subsp. sativus, 2629 nucleotides long. RefSeq names its product ATP-dependent RNA helicase-like protein DB10. Gene Ontology annotation, molecular function: protein binding; RNA helicase activity; ATP binding. Gene Ontology annotation, cellular component: ribonucleoprotein complex; cytoplasm; nucleus. The transcript is spliced from 9 exons. Lineage: Eukaryota; Viridiplantae; Streptophyta; Magnoliopsida; Apiales; Apiaceae. Bases 150 to 2267 code for a protein of 705 amino acids. The record is from RefSeq and is a predicted model, not a curated record.